Messenger RNA from Cuscuta campestris, 1292 nucleotides. NCBI's taxonomy places the organism in Eukaryota, Viridiplantae, Streptophyta, Magnoliopsida, Solanales, Convolvulaceae. The record is from the annotation of a GenBank genome assembly.
CUCGAAGUCCUCCGGGCAGAUCUCUGCCAAUCGGUACCAUUCUUUCCGGGAAAGCUUCCCGGAGAACAAUCUGCUCGGUUUCAUCACUCGGCUCUAACUUUGACUAAGAUACCCCGGUCGGAAAACACAGACACUGAUAUGCUUUCGAAGUUAAUGCAAUCAUGUCCGGAGCAUGUGUUGAGGUUGGUUAAAAUUGAGAGUUUAGAUCAACCAAGUACUGAUCGGUUUGAAAUCGCGGCUAUCCAACCGGGCCAGAAUUUGGCAACCGGGAUAAUCGGACCAGAUGAUGACUGGAGGUACGAUCUCAUGGAAUAUUUGGAGACCGGUCAGAAACUAGAUGACGAGGAACGGGCCAGGAAGGUGGUCCUGCGGGCUCCCCGUUUUCAGGUAAUCGAUGGUCACUUGUACAAACGUGCCAUUGGUGGACCUCUCCUGCGUUGCCUUACCAACCCGGAGGCUAAACGGGUAAUAGCUGAGGUGCAUGAGGGAGUUUGUGCAGCCCAUCAAAUGUCUCGCACCCUGGCUCAAAGGAUAAUAUUGCUUGGCUACUACUGGCCGACCAUUGUUGGGGAUUGUGAGCGGUAUGUCCAGAGAUGUAGGACGUGCCAGUUUCGUAACCCCCGGUUCACUGAGUACUUGGCUAGUUUUGGAAUCAAGCACAGCAAGGCCUCAGUAGCUUAUCCACAGGGAAAUGGCCAAGUUGAAAAUGCUAACCGGACGAUAGUGGACGGCCUAAAGAAGAGGUUGUGUGAAGAAGGACAUAAAUGGUUGGAAGCUUUGCCUCACACGGUCUGGGCGCAUAGAGUGACUUCAAGAAGGGCAACCGGAGAAACUCCAUUUGUGCUCACUUACGGAUGUGAAGCCCGGUUGCCAGUUGAAGCAGAAAUUCCAACAUUUAGAGAAACCGUGUACCAGCCCGGUCAGAACGAGGUCGACCACCUAGCUGAGUUAAAUUUGGUGGAAGAACGAAGGACCCUAGCAGCUGUCAAGAUGGCCGGUUACCAGCAGUCGGUAAAGAGAUAUCACGACAACCGGGUGGGCCCACGGUACUUCCAAGUGCAUGAUGAGGUCUUGCGCAGACGGGAUGCUAGUAAACCUAACGAGAGAGGCAAGUUGGUGCGAAAUUGGGAAGGACCCUAUCGCAUAAAGGCGAUCAUCCGGCCGGGCACUUACCAACUAGAGACUAUGGAAGGUGGCUGGGUUGACCGACAUUGGAACUCUCAUCACUUACGUAAAUUCUUUAGAUAAAGUGUAAUGAGUUCCCUAGGUGUUAAUAAAACUUUGUUCUUUUC